AUGGUCCAGAAAGAGGUCACUAAAUUACUAGAGGCUGGGAUCAUUUAUCCUAUUUCUGAUAGCCCCUGGGUGAGCCCUGUCCAAGUUGUUCCCAAAAAGGGAGGCAUGACAGUGGUUCAUAAUGAAAAAAAUGAACUGGUUCCCACAAGGACAGUCACAGGGUGGCGCAUGUGUAUUGACUACAGAAGGCUCAAUACAGCCACCAGAAAGGAUCAUUUUCCUUUACCAUUCAUAGACCAAAUGCUAGAAAGACUAGCUGGCCAUGAUUAUUACUGCUUUUUGGAUGGCUAUUCAGGCUAUAACCAAAUUGCGGUAGACCCUCAGGACCAAGAGAAAACAGCAUUCACCUGCCCUUCAGGCGUGUUUGCCUAUAGGAGAAUGCCUUUUGGUCUGUGCAAUGCACCUGCAACCUUCCAAAGGUGCAUGCUCUCUAUCUUCUCAGAUAUGGUAGAGAAAUUUCUGGAAGUCUUCAUGGAUGACUUCUCAGUAUAUGGAGACUCAUUUAGCUCCUGUCUUAACCACCUAUCAACUGUCCUGAAAAGAUGCCAAGAGACUAACCUGGUUUUAAACUGGGAGAAAUGUCACUUUAUGGUGACUGAAGGAAUUGUCCUUGGGCACAAAAUUUCAAGCAGGGGAAUAGAGGUGGAUAAGGCAAAGGUAGAGGUAAUUGAAAAAUUACCACCACCUGCCAAUGUUAAGGCAAUCAGAAGCUUUCUGGGACAUGCAGGAUUUUACAGAAGGUUUAUCAAGGAUUUUUCGAAAGAGGUCACUAAAUUACUAGAGGCUGGGAUCAUUUAUCCUAUUUCUGAUAGCCCCUGGGUGAGCCCUGUCCAAGUUGUUCCCAAAAAGGGAGGCAUGACAGUGGUUCAUAAUGAAAAAAAUGAACUGGUUCCCACAAGGACAGUCACAGGGUGGCGCAUGUGUAUUGACUACAGAAGGCUCAAUACAGCCACCAGAAAGGAUCAUUUUCCUUUACCAUUCAUAGACCAAAUGCUAGAAAGACUAGCUGGCCAUGAUUAUUACUGCUUUUUGGAUGGCUAUUCAGGCUAUAACCAAAUUGCAGUAGACCCUCAGGACCAAGAGAAAACAGCAUUCACCUGCCCUUCAGGCGUGUUUGCCUAUAGGAGAAUGCCUUUUGGUCUGUGCAAUGCACCUGCAACCUUCCAAAGGUGCAUGCUCUCUAUCUUCUCAGAUAUGGUAGAGAAAUUUCUGGAAGUCUUCAUGGAUGACUUCUCAGUAUAUGGAGACUCAUUUAGCUCCUGUCUUAACCACCUAUCAACUGUCCUGAAAAGAUGCCAAGAGACUAACCUGGUUUUAAACUGGGAGAAAUGUCACUUUAUGGUGACUGAAGGAAUUGUCCUUGGGCACAAAAUUUCAAGCAGGGGAAUAGAGGUGGAUAAGGCAAAGGUAGAGGUAAUUGAAAAAUUACCACCACCUGCCAAUGUUAAGGCAAUCAGAAGCUUUCUGGGACAUGCAGGAUUUUACAGAAGGUUUAUCAAGGAUUUUUCG
This is a messenger RNA of Arachis stenosperma, 1509 nucleotides long. RefSeq lists its product as uncharacterized. NCBI's taxonomy places the organism in Eukaryota, Viridiplantae, Streptophyta, Magnoliopsida, Fabales, Fabaceae. The transcript is spliced from 3 exons. The annotation marks the transcript as partial. The record is from RefSeq and is a predicted model, not a curated record.